AUUUUUCUCUCCUCCUCCUCUUUCUCCUCCUCCUCUUUCUCCUCCUCCUCUACCUCCAGCGUCUAUAUCUCUUCCAUCAACUCCACAGCAAUCCCUCAUCCUCCUCUUAAUCAAUUAGACAAAAAACUCCUUUUCCAAUCUGCAACCCUACGCUAUCCGUCUCUAACCACCCCAACCGCAGCCAUCGCAAUGUCCGAGCCCUUAACUGCGAAACAAGUCGCUGAGCAUAAUACAGUCGACAAUGGUCUUUAUAUCAUCAUCGAUGGAGCCGUAUACGGGAUGGCGAGUUUCGUAGACGAACAUCCGGGAGGUGCGAAGAUCUUGAAGAGAGUGGGGGGGAAGGAUGCUAGUAAGCAAUUUUGGAAGUACCACAACGAGACCGUCUUGAAGAAGUAUGCGCCGAAGCUGAAGAUAGGGACGUUAAAGGAGGAGGCGAAGCUAUAAGUCACGAGUACGUAUGCACCGACCGAGGCGGCGACAUCGGAUAUACCCGCACUUGAUAGAACGGUGGAUAAAUGGAGGUUUUUUGGAGAAGCGUUGAAGUAUUGCAUACAGAGGACGAUGUAUGAUGAGAUGAGACGACACGAAUCGAUCGGUGUUUACACAGUGGCUAGAUUUCUUGGUACAUAUUGGGGCGCCUCGAUUAGAUCUCUCUGUUGGUUGAAACCAUCACAAUCAUAACGAGUGUAGAACAAGGCAAAGAUCCAUGCAACGUC
Lindgomyces ingoldianus is the source of this 716-nucleotide messenger RNA. Its product is annotated as cytochrome b5. The record is from RefSeq and is a predicted model, not a curated record. The transcript has 2 exons. Lineage: Eukaryota; Fungi; Ascomycota; Dothideomycetes; Pleosporales; Lindgomycetaceae. Gene Ontology annotation, cellular component: intracellular membrane-bounded organelle; membrane. Gene Ontology annotation, molecular function: heme binding. The coding region runs from base 190 to 444 and encodes 84 amino acids.